AUGUGGGAGCUCCCAAUCCAAAGACCAACCCUCCCAACCCCCAAACAAGCCGCCUACGCCCAACCCUCAAAUCCCGUAACACACACGCCACAAGAACAACGAGCAACCACCGAACCGGUCCGACACCACGGCGACCCAAUCGGGAUAAUUAAGCGCACAGCGGCGUCAAAACCAUCCAGCGAUGAAGAACGCGCGCGUCUGAGCGCACAACAUCAACAACACGAAGAAAAACUACACAAUGCACCCGACGUCGAUCUGGAAUACGGCGUAGAACUGCAGCCUGCUGAGGGGUAUAUUGCGGAUACGGUUCAGCAGAAGGGGAUGGGUUUGCAGCGUGCGCAGGCUGGUGCGCAUGCUGGUCCGGUUGGGAGUGCGGGUGGGCCUGGUCAUCCUGGUUUUGGGGAAGCGGAUGAUCUGGCGGCGGAUUUGGGGGCGAAGAGGGUUGAGCAUCAUCGAAUUCUUGGUGAUAGGGUUGGGAGGAGUCCGCCGGAGGUGGAGGGAGAGGUUGCUGAAAGGGAGGCUGUUAGACGACGUAAGUUGGAACUGGAUGAGAAGUUGGAUGUGGAGGAGGCGGUUAAACAGGCCACCGGUGAUCCGGUGGUAGGUAAAUAG
This is a messenger RNA of Penicillium verrucosum, 612 nucleotides long. RefSeq lists its product as uncharacterized. Lineage: Eukaryota; Fungi; Ascomycota; Eurotiomycetes; Eurotiales; Aspergillaceae. The transcript is spliced from 2 exons. The record is from RefSeq and is a predicted model, not a curated record. The coding region runs from base 1 to 612 and encodes 203 amino acids.